Odobenus rosmarus divergens (Pacific walrus) is the source of this 1623-nucleotide messenger RNA. It is a transcript of the gene SCML1, whose product is annotated as sex comb on midleg-like 1 (Drosophila). Lineage: Eukaryota; Metazoa; Chordata; Mammalia; Carnivora; Odobenidae. The transcript has 7 exons. Bases 1 to 1122 code for a protein of 373 amino acids. The record is from RefSeq and is a predicted model, not a curated record. Gene Ontology annotation, molecular function: protein binding.
AUGUCUAGCGGCUCCAGUGAAGUUGAUGUGAUAAGAACACGAAUACCUGCUUAUGAUGAUGAUAACACUGUUCUUUAUGCAUAUGAACCAAACACUGCAUAUGUCAAUAAUCAGGAAAGCGUGAUGUCUGACACAUCCUACAACGAAGAACAACAAAAAACAGUUACGGAUGUCCUCACUCAUUGUCAGGUCAUCUAUGAUGCUAUUCAAAAUCUGGAUAAGAAAUUUGAUGUCAUUCAUGGAAAAGUUUCAAAAAUCCACCGUUUUCGUGUGAAAUCAUUGUGGCAGAAUCGCAAGCACCUUGGAUACGCCUACAGAAAUUAUAAUUACCUGCUUUCCAGAAAGAUCAGACUCCAGAAAAUGAGGAAAAAGGAGCCUCCUUCUUCAUUCUCUUACCCUGAAAGUUAUAGCCCAACUAUGCCGGUGGAGAGGCCAGCAAAUGAUUCCCCGAUCAACCCGGUAGGAACACCCUACCAUUCAGAAGAGGGGUCCCCAGAACGGGAUCCGGAGUCACUCCUCCAGGAGCAGGAGCCGAAUCUGAGCCAGAGUCCGACACUUCCCUCCAUGUAUUCUCCACGUUCAUUUCAGCCAUAUUUCACACCUGAUGAUCCAGUGCAGGGCUCCUCUUCCAUGCCCUGCUAUUCCAGCCCAGGGGCCCAGAGCACCCACAAUAUCUUCUCACCUACCCGAGCUUCUGCAACAGUAUCUGGAUCCAUGCUGGGUCAAGGUGAGCCCAGUCCGGCACAUAACCCGGAGGUGACGACUUACCCAACUCUAAUGGAAAAUAAGAGCCUCGGCCGUACUGCCUCAUCUCUUUGUAUGCCACCCAACUUUGCUACAAGUUCACCAAUUGGAACUGACCCAAGGAUCCUAAAACAAAGCUUCUCUGAUGACCCUUCAACCUGGUCCGUGGAUGAAGUGAUCCAGUUUCUGAAACAUAUAGAUCCUCAGACACUCACCCCCAUCGCUGACCUUUUCAGGCAACAUGACAUUGACGGGAAGGCUCUGCUACUACUCAACAGUGACAUGAUGAUGAAGUACAUGGGGCUGAAGCUGGGGACAGCUGUGAAGUUGUGCCACUACAUUGAUAGGCUUAAAGAAGAAAAAUUCUUUAACAACUGAAAACACGUUAGUGUAGAUUUAGCUUGGACUUAAUUCAGGGGAGACCAGUGCCAUUUUGGUGUAAAAUCAUUUUUCUGCCCUUAGAAGUUUUUGUCGUGUAGAAGGUUCUUUUAAAACUAUGUUCUGUCCAGAAUUGCAGAACUACGUUACAGUCUGGUCUACUAUUUUAGAAGCCAUUUAACAUGUUAGUAUUGGCAUAUUCAGAUUGGGAGUUUGUUUUUUAUAUCUUUUUAUCAUUUUCAUUGUAUAGUUUACAAAUGUUCUUCACACAAGAAACAGAAACACCUUUAAUUUCUGUUCAUCUUUAUCUAUAGAACCAAAACAGCUGAAUCCCAAAGAGUAAAUAUCAGGGACUGAAAAGUUCUCUAAUAAAUCCAUGGGUUUUCCUUAUAAGAAAACUUAAAGAUGCAACUGUAGAUAGCAUCUUUCUAAAAUAUUUUAUGUUUGUUACUGUAAGGUUCUGUUCAUGUUCUACCAGCUUCCCAAAAGGGAAAACCAUAU